AUGACGCUGUCGUCCAUCGACGAUGGAAUCUCCGACACCAGAAUCAUGAAAAUUUUUGCAAAUAUCAAUCAAAAUGUUACAGAAUCGCAACGACUACGCUGCCCCUGUGGUUUCUCCCCGAUAUCCAACAGCACCGGUAAUCAACCGCAGGACAAUCGUUAUCAAUCGUCGAUCAGAAAGCCGGUCGAGUUCUCUGAUCUGAGUAAAUGCAAGUACGCUAAAUCCCAGGUGGAGAAUGAUAUUUGUACAACUCAGAGGCUGCUCAACAAGAUCCAGCAUCUGAAGAAAAGUAUUCAAGAUCUAGAGUCUGCUCAACAAAACAUCAAAGUUUAUAGAAAUUCUGGACAUAAAGAUGUCCCCAGUCAAACCGAAGAUCCAGCCCCACCAGAGUUGAACAACGCUCGACAGAUAGUGAACAAUUGUAUAGCAGAAAUGUCGAAGUUAAAAACAUUUUUGGAAGAUGAAAAUUGUUGGUGGAAGAUAUUCAGGAAACGGGAGUUCAACUGCUGUGAACAGAAACUGCCUCAUCUUCAUGGUUUUCUGGAUGGGACAAUGGUCACCUUGAAAAUGCUCGAAGAAACACUCGACCCGAAUAAAGAAUUUGUAACGUCAACCCCAAUAAGAUCAAGAUCCUUGGAAAAUCACGGCCCUGAAAUGCAAUUUGACGAGGGAAAAAAAUACAAAGAACAGGACACAGAUACUGCGAGAAACUUAAGUAAAAUGAGUCCUCGCACAAGUUUUCAAGUUGAUCAAAAGACCAUCGAUUCUUGUCUAAACAACUGUCCUGUAUCUUGCAGGCAACAAACUCCAAAUUCUCCUCGAUCAACUUAUUCUCGAAAUCAUUCUCAAAUUUAUCCUGGAACCUCUAAAGAACCAUCAAGGAAUGAAACGCUGCAACGAGAAGAGCGCAGAAUCAACCCCAUCAAUCAAUUACCAAAACAGAUGUGGCAAACGAAAAGCGCGAUAGGUUUUGGACAGAGACCAAGGCCGAGUUACACGUUCAGUAGUGAAAACACAGCGAGAAGAAAGAUUAUUGCUGCUGAUAUCAGCACCUCCACGGAUCUGAUUACGGAGAUACCGUACAAAAACAUCGCCGUUUCGGCGCAGAGCUUUAAAUCGUUGGCGGAUGGAAGUUUCUUGGAUCAGAAUCAGAAUAAAAUGUCCCAGGGAGGAUCGAGAUCCAAGAGCAGGAGCAGAAACAGCGGGAAGGAAUAA
Osmia bicornis bicornis is the source of this 1215-nucleotide messenger RNA. RefSeq lists its product as uncharacterized. Lineage: Eukaryota; Metazoa; Arthropoda; Insecta; Hymenoptera; Megachilidae. The transcript is spliced from 7 exons. The record is from RefSeq and is a predicted model, not a curated record. The coding region runs from base 1 to 1215 and encodes 404 amino acids.